Brugia malayi is the source of this 1263-nucleotide messenger RNA. RefSeq lists its product as uncharacterized. Lineage: Eukaryota; Metazoa; Nematoda; Chromadorea; Rhabditida; Onchocercidae. The coding region runs from base 1 to 1263 and encodes 420 amino acids. Gene Ontology annotation, biological process: RNA polymerase II preinitiation complex assembly; DNA-templated transcription initiation. Gene Ontology annotation, cellular component: SLIK (SAGA-like) complex; transcription factor TFIID complex; SAGA complex. The record is from RefSeq and is a predicted model, not a curated record. The transcript is spliced from 7 exons. Gene Ontology annotation, molecular function: protein heterodimerization activity; DNA binding; TBP-class protein binding.
AUGAGCGACUACAACGGCCAAAUAAUGGCUCAGCAGUAUACGGUGGAUAUGAGCCAUUCACCAGCUGGCAUGCAACGAAUUCAUUCGUCACCUCAACAACCGCGGCAAGCGCAUAUGAUUCAAUCUGGACAAAUGCUUUCCCAACAGCAAAUGAUGAUGCAGGCCAAUCAACCACUCCAUAUGCCACCGUGUACAAGUAUGCAGGUACAAAUGGCGUCGAUGGGUCCACCACAAAUGAUCUCGCAACAGGGUGUCGCUAUCAUGAGUCAGCAGGGACAAAUGCAACAAGCAGGUGCUGCACAAGGUGCAAUGAUGCAGGCGCAACAUCAGAUGAUUGCAACAGGACAAAUAUCUUCACAGCAAAUGCCAACACAAAUUCUAGUUACAUCAAUGGGUCAGCAACAGAUGCUUUCAACCAUGGUCACCCAGGUGCAGCAGCAACAACCAACAUCCCAUCAAAUGGCUCCACCAACAGCACCACAUUUAGGACCACAACAAUCACUGCAGCAACAGCAACAAUCCCAACAGCAGCAACAAACUCAACAACAUCAAAUGAUAACUUCGACUCAAAUUUUACAACAACAGAGUCAGGGGCAACAUUCGUUAAAUGCCCAACAAAAUAUCGGCCACAGUCCAGGAUUUGCUCAUCUAGGUCAACCUCAUAUGCAUACUCCGAAUCCAAAUUAUCAGCAACCUUCCCCACAUCGACCAACAAUGACACGUUAUCCAACCCCAAGUCCAGAAAAUAUGCAGCAUGGAACUCCUCCCAUAUAUCGUUCACCAAUACAGCGUUCAGUGAAUACUCCACGUGUUAUCGGACAAUCGUCUGCAAUACGACAAGCUUUGGGGCAUCUCCCACCUGCUCCGACGCCUACACCUGUACAUUCUGCAGCUGAGCCACACCCUCCACCGCCGAAUAGCAUGAAAUUACUGGAGAAGGAUGCUAUGGAAGCUCUGAUUAAAACGGUGGAUCCUCUGGAAGCAGUUGAAGAUGAUGUUUCGGAUGCAUUAUUGCAGCUGGUUGAAGAAUUCGUUGAUGAUGUUAUUGAACAAACGACACGCGUUGCUAAGCAUAGGAGUGCGCAAAAGGUUGAGACGAAAGAUGUGCAAUACGUAUUGGAAAGGCGAUAUAAGAUAUUCUUGCCACCGGGUUCCGUUGGUGGCGUCCAACCAACCGACCGUAAUCCAUAUGUAAAAUCUCCGGCAACCGAAGCUCAUCGUCAGCGUAUGUCGCUCAUCAAAAAAGGUAUUCAGAAACCGUGA